GCCGGCAGGUAAACCUGAGAGGGCCGCCGGGGCCUCGCCGCCCUCCCGCUCUUCUCCGUCGAGUCCAGCUGGCCCUGCCCGGCCCGGCCCGGCCCGGGAUGCCCCCCCGGCCCCCUGCCCGACCACGGCCAACCGCCGCCGCCGUGAGCCGGGGCCCAGACACCGGAUGUGAAUAAGAAUGGACACAUUAUUUAUUUGCCAGAUUCUUUAUUCCUGGAUCUCAUGAACUUAUAAUCUCGGGGAGGACUAUAUAUUAAAUAAUGAUACACCAGUCACAGAUCUUAACAACAUUUUGAAGGAAAAGAAAGAUUUUUUUUAAAAGAAGCAUACAAGUUUCUUCUCUACAAGUAAACAAUUUAAUUUAAUAACUUUGGCUGCAUCCAUUUUCCAAAAUGAACCGAUAUACAACGAUGAGACAACUAGGAGAUGGCACCUAUGGGAGCGUACUUAUGGGAAAAAGCAAUGAAUCUGGAGAGCUGGUGGCUAUCAAAAGAAUGAAAAGAAAAUUCUAUUCUUGGGAUGAAUGCAUGAACUUGAGAGAAGUUAAGUCUCUGAAGAAACUCAAUCAUGCCAAUGUGAUUAAAUUGAAAGAAGUUAUUAGAGAAAAUGACCAUCUUUAUUUUGUCUUUGAAUACAUGAAGGAAAACCUCUAUCAGUUAAUGAAGGACAGAAACAAGUUGUUCCCUGAGUCGGUCAUCAGAAACAUUAUGUAUCAAAUUUUGCAAGGACUAGCUUUUAUCCAUAAGCACGGAUUUUUCCAUAGAGAUAUGAAGCCAGAAAAUUUGCUUUGUAUGGGUCCAGAACUUGUGAAAAUUGCUGAUUUUGGUCUUGCAAGAGAAUUAAGAUCACAACCACCAUAUACUGAUUAUGUAUCUACCAGGUGGUAUCGUGCCCCUGAAGUUUUGUUAAGAUCUUCAGUGUACAGUUCUCCCAUUGAUGUUUGGGCUGUUGGGAGCAUAAUGGCUGAACUAUAUACACUGAGACCACUUUUCCCAGGGACAAGUGAGGUAGAUGAAAUCUUCAAAAUUUGUCAAGUGUUAGGGACUCCUAGAAAGAGUGACUGGCCAGAAGGAUAUCAACUUGCAUCCUCUAUGAAUUUCCGAUUUCCACAAUGUGUUCCUAUAAAUUUGAAAACUCUAAUUCCCAAUGCAAGUAGUGAAGCUAUACAACUUAUGGGCGAUAUGCUGAAUUGGGACCCUAAAAAACGGCCAACAGCAAGCCAGGCUUUGAAAUAUCCAUAUUUUCAAGUUGGUCAAAUAUUAGGCCCUCCUCCACAGUACUUGGAACCAAAACAAUCUGUGAAUAAACAACUUCAACCAAAAGAGUCAAAACAAUCUUUUGUUGAAUUAGAACUUAAACCUCCACCAGAUGACCAGGCCCAGUCACAUCCCCAACAAAAAAUUACCCAUCAGCCACUACAACCAAUUCAGCUAUCACAGAACUUGCCUGCCCAGCAGCCUUCAAAACAACAGCCUCAACAAAAACAUCAAGAACCAUUAUUCCCAAGUAUCAUCAAAAAUGCAUCACCUAAGCACAAUGUUGCAGUGGGUCAUAAAAGUGGUAGAAGGCGUUGGGGUCAGACUGUGUUCAAGACUGAAGAUAGUUGGGAAGAUAUUGACGACUCUGAUUUUGGAGUCUCACAUUCCAAGAAGCCCAGCAUCUCUGUUCCAAAAGAAAAGAAGAAAAAGGAUUUGACAUUUAGUGUACCAGAACUCAUCCCCUCAGGCUCCAGUCAGACAGGAGGGGAAAAUAAGAGUUUGCCUGCUGCUUUCUUAAAAAAUGAUCCUAACUUGUCAUCCACUUCAGCUGCCAAACAGUACUACUUGAGACAAUCAAGAUAUCUUCCAGGUGUCAAUCCUAAGAAUGUGUCUUUGUUGACCCAUGGAAAAGAAGGAAAUCCAUAUACUUGGAAUAAUUCUAUAUUUUCCAAACCACUGGGGCCCAUUGGUGCAGGACUUGCUUUCAACAGGUCUAAUGCAGGAAAUUAUGGAAGUUAUACUACUUACAAUCAGCCAGGAUAUAUCCCUUCAUUUCACAAAAAAGAAGUUGGCUCAGCUGGCCAAAGGAUACACUUAGCACCUCUUGGUGCUACUUCAGAUAAAUCUACAGCCGGUGAUAGGAGGAAAGAUUAUGCCUGGAAUACAAAAACUGGUCGGACCCAGUUUUCAGGCCCUACUUACAAUCCUACAGCAAAAAACAUAAAUAUUUUAAACCGUGCACAUCCCGUUCAUUCAGUACAUGGAAGAACAGACUGGGUGGCCAAAUAUGGAGGCCAUCGGUAGAAGGCUUGUUUCAAAAUGCCCUCCUUGUUCUAGAACAGUAUGUUCCAUUGCUAUACUCUUUGAAAUGUCUAAAAAUGUUUAUUUCCACUGAUUUCUGGGAGAAAAUCACAAAAGUGGAUAAUUUAAUGGCAAAAAAUCAUCUUGUAUUUUAUUCCAUCCUUAGGCAUGAAAAACACAUCUCUUACCAUUAUUGUCUACAUUAAUUUAAGGGUAGAAUUUUACAAAGUAUUGAAUAAACUUUGCCAAAGUAUCAAGUAUUUUGAUCUACAAAUGAAUAGAUAAUAAAUACAAGAAACUUUUUUUUUUCUUCUUAAAAACUCUUGAAAAUGUGGGCCCUUUUAAAAUACACUAAACAUUCUCUCCUUGUUGCAUUGUUUUGGAGAGGGAUUGUUCUCAGAUUUCUGUAUUUAUCUGAAAACUCCUUUGGACCAUGAUAGAUUGUUGAAAAUGAUGCUUAUUUGGGCAAGCCUUUUCUACUGUAUUGACUGAUGAAAAGCAAAAAAUAUGAUAGCUUGCCAUUUUUUAAAUAUUUUAUAAAUAUUAGGCAGAGAUCAUUUUAACCUUCCAUCAAAUAUUUUUCUAAGGAAAAUAUAAUUAAUACAGAGUAUAUCAAAAUUAUGCUAUAAGGAUAUAGUAGAAGAUGAUUCUAUACACUUUGUGUCUGGUUUAUCCAGCUACAAAUGAUAUGUUCUGGUGACUGUAAAUUUCAGUGGCCUGAGGACUUCCAAAUUAAGAAUAAGUGCAGCAUCAAGAAGAUUCCUAAAGUUGUGUUAAAUUUCUGUUCCCCAGCCUUGUAGAAUGUGAUUUUGUUCCUGAAAGUAAAUUGUUGAUGUUGUAGAUCACUAGCUAUACCUUUUUCAUUUGACCUAAAAAAUAAAACUCAUUCAUUUGCUGUAGCAACAAUGGCACUAAAGAUGUAUUUAAUAAUUUUAUUUCAGAAUCUGUUUUUCAGGGAGACAUUUUAAAGUUUGUACCACUCUAUUUAAACCUGCCGAUUUGUUAACUGGAAAGACUGUUUAUUCUUUUAAGAUACAACAAUGUUAUCAAUUGAUAUUUUUAUAUAUUUUAAUACUUUGUUUAAAAAAAUGUAGCUGUUAUUGCCAUCAUCCUGUGUUCUAUAAUUUGUGAGCUGUAUCCAAUGGCAUGUUAGCAAAAAAAUCAAGCAUCUUUGCUACAAUAACUGCGCCUUUCAUUGUUGAAAAAUACUGUAUAAUUCUGGAAAAAAAAUCUAAAGAAUGAGUUGUCUGAUUAGUAACGUGCCACAGUUUUAAAUCAACCAUAUUGCUCUGUGUUUCUUUGUACCAUUUGGUCAGUCCUUUGAUUUAAUAAAUCUUUUAUGUAAUUGAUAAUCUCUUAACUCUGAAGAGUGUCUAUUGAAGUAA
Molecule: messenger RNA, 3664 nt
Organism: Sarcophilus harrisii (Tasmanian devil)
Lineage: Eukaryota; Metazoa; Chordata; Mammalia; Dasyuromorphia; Dasyuridae
Gene: MAK
Product: male germ cell associated kinase
Exons: 15
Coding region: 393-2282 (629 amino acids)
Biological process (GO): intracellular signal transduction; intraciliary transport; cilium assembly
Cellular component (GO): nucleus; cilium; cytoplasm
Molecular function (GO): protein serine/threonine kinase activity; ATP binding
Source: RefSeq, a predicted model, not a curated record